AUGGCAACCCCAGCUACAUCCUCGAUCCCAACACCCACUCCCUCCUCCCUCAGCAACCGAAUCUCCACCUCCACCGACGCGAACCCCGUCGCCGCAACAACCCACCAAGUCCUCCACAGCCUGCAGCACCAACACCAAUGGACAUCGCUCCAGAUCCAUGAGAUCGACACGAAAUUUUCAAUCCCCUUGAUCUCGGGCAUCCCGCCGCACCGCGUCUACACGCACCCAGACGAACAGCUGUACAUGGUCGAGCGGGGCCUGCGCGAGGAAGACGUUGAGCUGGAUCGCAUGUUUGUUUUGCCCACUGUCCAGGGUCAGGCAUGGAGUCUUGAGAGAAUGGCGGCUGUGUUCGAUGCGCUGCCUGAACCUGCUGAAGAGAACGAAGCUGAGGCGGAGGUGGAAGAGCAGACUGAGGCUUCAGAGGCUGUGGAUGCGGACAAGGCUGCGAAGUUGGCCGAGUACUACGAGUAUCGGGCCAAGGCGCGUCGUACAGGGGAAUGGGGUUCGAAGAGGUUGCUUUUGGCCGUGAUUGAUAAGGGAAUGGGAGGCGAUGGAACGGUCGUGUACUAUGUUGUUCAGGAGGGAACUGUCAAGCCCAGGCAGAACUAG
This is a messenger RNA of Aspergillus mulundensis, 609 nucleotides long. RefSeq lists its product as uncharacterized. Gene Ontology annotation, molecular function: nucleic acid binding. The transcript has a single exon. Gene Ontology annotation, cellular component: tRNA-intron endonuclease complex. NCBI's taxonomy places the organism in Eukaryota, Fungi, Ascomycota, Eurotiomycetes, Eurotiales, Aspergillaceae. The record is from RefSeq and is a predicted model, not a curated record. Gene Ontology annotation, biological process: tRNA-type intron splice site recognition and cleavage; tRNA splicing, via endonucleolytic cleavage and ligation. Bases 1 to 609 code for a protein of 202 amino acids.